Adineta ricciae is the source of this 1929-nucleotide messenger RNA. Lineage: Eukaryota; Metazoa; Rotifera; Eurotatoria; Adinetida; Adinetidae. The record is from the annotation of a GenBank genome assembly.
AUGUUUACAACAACUCCGUUAUCACAAAUCGAUGGAUAUAUCAUAUUAUUAAGUUUUGGAAUUGUAUUUAGUUUAUUCAUAAUUGGAAUAACACUUCUUCUGCAAAGAUUCAAUGGUGAAAAUAAAAUGUCGAGUGAAACAUUUUUAACAGCAAAUCGAAAAGUUCGAUCAGGUUUAUUAACAUCAUCAAUCGUUUCAUCAUGGACAUGGGCCGCUACACUUUUACAAUCAAGUUCUGUUACUUAUUCCUAUGGUAUAUCGGGUGCAUUUUGGUAUGCAAAUGGUGCAACAAUUCAAAUUAUUUUAUUUUCAAUAAUGGCGAUAGAAUUUAAACGUCGAGCACCAUUUGCUCAUACAUAUUUAGAAGCCAUUCGCGCACGAUAUGGCCGUGAAGGUCAUUGGAUAUUCAUUAUAUUCUUUUUAUUUACAAAUAUUCUUGUUACAUUAAUGUUAUUAACAGGUGGUUCAGCUGUUAUUCAUUCAUUAUGUGGAAUGCCUAUCGUUGCUGCAUGUUUUUUAUUACCAUUAGGAACAAUUAUCUAUACGAUAGUUGGAGGAAUAAAAGCAGUAUUUUUAACAAAUUAUAUUCACACGGUAAUUAAUAUUCUCAUCAUAUUAUUUUUCGCGUUGACAACAUAUCAAACAUCACCUUUAUUGGGUUCAUUUUCACAAAUGUAUAAUUUACUUGUUAAUGCAAGUUUAACUCAUCCAAUUGAAGGAAAUUAUCAAGGAUCUUAUUUAACGAUGAAAUCCCAAGAUGGUGCAAUGUUUUUCUUCAUAAAUUUAAUUGGAAAUUUUGGAACCGUAUUUCUUGAUAAUGGAUAUUAUAACAAAGCAGUUGCUUCUUCACCAAAGUCUGUCAUACGUGGUUAUAUUCUUGGUGGUUUAGCAUGGUUUGCUAUUCCAUUUCUUGCUGGUACAACUAUGGGUCUCGUUGCUGUGACACUUGAAACAAAUUCAUUGUUUCCAACAUAUCCAAAUCGAUUAAGUAACGAUGAUGUCACAUUUGGUUUAACUUUACCUGCGGCUGCAAUUGUUUUACUUGGAAAAAGCGGAAGUAUAGCAAGUUUUAUUAUGAUAUAUUUAGCAUGUACAAGUGCAAUGUCUGCACAAUUGAUUGCAGUUGGAUCCAUUGUAACAUUUGAUAUUUAUCGAACUUAUUUUCAUCGAAAUGCAUCGGGAAAACGAUUAUUUUUCGUUUCACAUUUUUCUUUAUUAGCUUUUGCUUUGAUUAUGAGUAUUUCAUCAAUUGGUUUAUAUUAUGUUUCAAUAAGUUUGAGUUAUUUAUAUACAACAAUGGGAAUUAUUAUAUCAAGUGCUGUUCUACCUGCAUCAUUGACUAUUUUAUGGAAUAAACAAAGUAAAUUAGCUGCUUGUCUUUCUCCACCAUUGGGUUUGAUUUGUUCAAUUGGUUCUUGGUUAUUAUCAACAAAAUAUAUUUAUGGAAAAAUUACAAUUCAAACAACAGGAUCAAAUUUAUCAAUGUUGAUUGGAAAUCUCGUUGCAUUGUUAAGUCCUCUGAUAUUUAUUCCUUUAUUUACUUUUAUUAAACCAAAUGAAAUUCCUUACGAUUUCGUAUCAAUGAAAGAAAUUCAAUUAACUGACGUUAAUUCUCCAAAUCCUAAUAAUGCAACAGCUGAAGAAGUCGAACGAGGAAUUUCAUAUUUAAAAGACAAUUCUCGAUUUGUUCGUUUAAUUGCAAUAACAAUCACAAUAUGUUUAAAUUUAAUUUGGCCAUGGCCAAUGUAUGUCUCAUCAUAUGUAUUUAGUGAAACAUUUUUCACGUUUUGGAUUUGUUUGGGUAUCGUUUGGUUAUUGAUAUCAUUUAUUAUUGUUGGUAUUUAUCCAAUUAUGCAACACUAUCGAACAAUUAAGUCGAUUUUGAGUUUGAUUUAUUUUGAUAUCAAAGCAUUUCGAGAUCCAGAUUGA